CGCGACGAUCAGAUCGCGUGAACUCUACCCGAGGCCUAGUGCAAUAUCGCGUAAUGUACAUGAAUGCACUGCGUCCUUGUGUAACCGAUGGCGGCACGCUUCCUUAAUGACGUCACAGCCAGCCUUCUGACAGCAACUCGUCCCGUAAAGUGUGCAGCCCAUGCGGCUGGACUCCACCCAACGUCGCUGUAUGCGAUGACUGAAUCAAGCUUAGACCAGCCGAAGAAACGCGGCAAGGAGAAACCAGUCGAACAUUUAGUGCUUGAUACCGGUGCAAUCAUUGCUAAUGUCAAUCUCCAUGAACUCGCUGAACAUUACUACUCACCCCCUGAAGUUGUUGCGGAACUGAAGUCGAGGCGCUCAAAAAUAACUUUUGACGUUUUGCCAUUCGAAGUACAGCUGAGGGAACCUUCUACGGAAGCAAUUAGGAAAGUUGUCGACGCCUCGAAAAAGACUGGAGACUUUGUUUCUUUGUCUUUGGUCGACAUCAAAGUUAUCGCUCUCACCUAUGAUCUUCAUCGACAGUAUGGCAGCCGUACAAAGGGAGAUGUUGACAAAAUUUCUGAGUCAGAAGUUUCCAUAGAAGGUUUGUUGGACGAAAUUCGAUUGAACGCUGAGCAAAACCGCUCAGUUGAUGAAUCAGCCUCUACCACUGCCGUGUCAAAUGUUGAUAACGACAGUCGUUCUUUGCCUAGCACUUUACCUGAAGGAUUCUGUGAGGCUAGCGAUAGCGACGACGAUGAAGGCUGGAUCACGGAAGACAAUCUCAGUAAAGCUCUUAGGAAGAUGGGAGCUUUAGAAGUUGAAGAAGGUGUUGCGGUGGGAUGUCUAACCACAGACUUCGCCCUUCAGAAUGUCUUACUCAGUAUGCAUCUCGGUCUAGUAUCACUAAAUGGCUACCGAAUAAAGAAGUUGAAGUCGUUUGUACUACGAUGUCGCGCAUGUUUCAAGACCACUCCCAUUAUGACCAAGGAAUUUUGUCCAGCAUGUGGCAAUAAAAUGCUUCAUAAGUGUGCAGUGUCUGUGGACGAAAAUGGAGAACAAGUUUUGCAUAUAAACUGGCAGCGACUUGCAAAUAAACGUGGACUGAAACAUUCCUUGCCUGCCCCAAAGGGUGGAAAACAUGCUAUCACCGAAAAACUUUUUGAAGAUCAAAGACUGCCACAGAACCGCAUGGCCAAAGUUCGAGCUGAUCCUUUUGCAGAUAGCCCUUUUGAAAUGCACGAUGUUACUUCCAGAUCCGCUAUGUUGGGAGUACGAACAUUGAAUAAUCGGCAAAAGCAAAGGCGUAAUUCAAACGAAGCUCGAGCAGGUGGACGGCGGAAGUGAUAGGCAAUAGAUAGCCACUUGUGUUUGGUUUGUUUGAGAUCAGUUGUUGUUAAAUUUUGUCUGUUAUCUACAACAGUUGAUUUCUGUCUUGUUGUUGUUGCUUCGAUGUUUUUUGGAUGAAUUGCGCUGCUAAUGAAAAGAUCAUACUUUAUCGAAUAUAGAUCUUUCAUUUUAAGUG
Cylicocyclus nassatus is the source of this 1507-nucleotide messenger RNA. Lineage: Eukaryota; Metazoa; Nematoda; Chromadorea; Rhabditida; Strongylidae. The record is from the annotation of a GenBank genome assembly.